Molecule: messenger RNA, 216 nt
Organism: Porites evermanni
Lineage: Eukaryota; Metazoa; Cnidaria; Anthozoa; Scleractinia; Poritidae
Source: the annotation of a GenBank genome assembly
ACCUGGAAUCUUACGAAACAACAAAUCUUGAAACUCAGAACUAUGCAGAGAGCGCAUGUGAGAAUCAUGGCGAGAUCGUAAAACAGCUCAUUGGAUCCGAGAAGAAACCAAAGUACCAGAUAUCAUGGAAAUAAUAAGCAUACUCAAAUGGAACUGGGCUGGUUAUUUGGCGAGAAGAACAGACAACCGUUGGACAAUCAGCAUUACGUUCAGGAC